Molecule: messenger RNA, 2121 nt
Organism: Eimeria necatrix
Lineage: Eukaryota; Apicomplexa; Conoidasida; Eucoccidiorida; Eimeriidae
Product: bifunctional dihydrofolate reductase / thymidylate synthase, putative
Exons: 9
Coding region: 1-2121 (706 amino acids)
Biological process (GO): tetrahydrofolate biosynthetic process; dTMP biosynthetic process
Cellular component (GO): mitochondrion; cytosol
Molecular function (GO): thymidylate synthase activity; dihydrofolate reductase activity
Source: RefSeq, a predicted model, not a curated record
AUGAGCCUGGGGGCCCCCAAAGGCUGCUGCGGGGGCAGUUUAGCUGGGGGCCCCCCCCUGGCUCCUGGGGGGCCCCCCCCGGCGUCUCAGCCCCCGCCCCCAGCGCCCGUGGCAGAAGCUGCUUCGGAAGCGCCCGAAGCAGCAGCAGCAGCUUCUGCUGCAGCAGCCGCAGCAGCGCCCGCUGCUGCAGCGGCGUCCGCAGCCGCUGCUGCUGCAGCAGCGUCCGCAGCAGCAGCAGCAGCAGCAGGAGUUGCUGCGAUCCCGGGCUUCGACAUGGCAGCAGUUCUCCGGGACCGCCAGCUGCUGCAGCUGCUGCAGCUCUCUUACCCCAUUUCCAUUGUUGCUGCAAUGACUCCUAAAAGGGCCAUUGGCAUUUCCAACAAACUUCCCUGGCCUCCUUUGCCUCCGGACUUCAAACACUUUUCCCACCUCACUCAGUUCACCCGCCCCAGGGGGCCCCCCGGGGGCCCCCCUGACGCGGGGGGGGCCCCCUGGGGGCCCCUGCCCUGGGGGGCCCCUGCGGGGCCUCCACACACCCCAGGGGCCCCUUCAGGGGCCCCUGCACCACCCCUGGGGGGCCCCACCACCUUCGGGGGGGCCCCAAGUGGGGCUUCCGCUGAAGCGGGGGCCCCUGGGGCCUCCUCUGGCCAGGGGCCCCCGGGGGCCUCCUCUGGGGGGCCCCCCACGGGGGCCCCCACGGGGGCCCCCCAGGGGGCCCCCCAGGGGGCCCCCCAGGGGGCCCCCCAGGGGCCCCCCCAGGGGGGCCCCCGCAGGGGCGGUUAUUUGCUGAAUUGUGUUAUUAUGGGGCGAAAGACUUGGGAGUCUUUGCCUGCAAAUUCUAGGCCUUUAAAGGGCCGCGUGAAUGUGGUGGUUACUUCUUUUAAGACAGCAGAAGAGCUGCUGGCGUCGUCGGCAGCAGCAGCACCAGCAGCAGCGCAUAAGGGAGCAGCAGCAGCAGCAGCAGCAGCAGCAGCAGGUGCAGCAGACACGGGAGCGGCAGCAGCAGAAGGUUCAGCAGCAGCAGCAAAGCGAACAGCAGCAGCAGAGCCAACGGCGAAGGCAGCGCCAAAGGCAGCGAGUCCUCUAGCAGCAGCAGCAGCGACAGCAGCAGCAGCAGCAGCAGCAGCAGCAGCAGAAGGCCGCCCGCUGCUGCUGGUGGCCCCCUCGCUGCCUGCUGCGCUGCUGCUGCUGGAGCAGCAGUUCCUCGAUGUCUUGAACGAAGUCUUCAUAAUAGGAGGCGCCAAUCUCUAUGCCUCUGGGCUGGCCCUCGGGAUUGUUUCUACUCUUUACAUUACUCGCGUGGCUGUGGAGUUUGCUGCUGACGUUUUCUUCCCCCAGUUCGGCCCUCUGCAGCAGCAGCAGCAGCAGCAGGAGCAGCAGGAGCAGCAGCAGGAGCAGCAGCAGCAGCAGCAGCUGCUGCUGCAGCAUGGGGACUCGGGGCCGUGGGGCGGCUUGACGGAGGGGUUUGAGACAACUUACAUCAGCAAGAGCAAAGCCUACAAUGGCAUUCCUUAUGAUUUCGUUAUUAUGGAGAAGCAGCAGCAGCAGCAGCAGCAGCAGCAGCAGCAGCAGCAGCAGCAGCAGGAGCAGCAGCAGGCCGCGCUGGCUGCAGCAGCGAAACACCCGGCAGCAGCAGCUUUGGACGCGGCCGAGGGUUUAGGGUUUGCUGCUGCUGCUGCUGCUGCUGAGGGUUUUGUAAAAGUGCUGCCAGCUCUUAAGGGCCGCCACCACGAAGAGCUGCAGUACUUGGAACUAAUUGCAGACAUUUUCAACAACGGGCAGCAGCAGCCAGACAGAACCGGCGUUGGGGUAAAGUCUGUUUUCGGCCGUCUUAUGCGCUUUUCUCUGGAGGAGACAUUUCCUCUUUUGACGACCAAACGGGUUUUCUGGAAGGGGGUUGUGGAGGAGCUGCUGUGGUUCAUACGCGGUGACACCAACGUCAACAACCUGAGCAAGCGUGGAGUCAAGAUCUGGGACUUAAACGCUACGCGAGAGUUUUUGGAUAGUCAAGGGCUGACAGACAGAGAGCCAGGCGACAUAGGCAAGGCCGAGCUACGGCUUUCAGUGGAGGCACUUCGGCGCUGCCUACAAAGACAUGCACACAGACUACACCGGGUUUAG